This is a messenger RNA of Brachypodium distachyon (stiff brome), 2038 nucleotides long. RefSeq names its product anaphase-promoting complex subunit 8. Gene Ontology annotation, molecular function: protein binding. The record is from RefSeq and is a predicted model, not a curated record. Gene Ontology annotation, biological process: cell division. The transcript has 4 exons. NCBI's taxonomy places the organism in Eukaryota, Viridiplantae, Streptophyta, Magnoliopsida, Poales, Poaceae. Bases 108 to 1904 code for a protein of 598 amino acids. Gene Ontology annotation, cellular component: anaphase-promoting complex.
CAAGCCAGUCUUCCUUCCCCCGUUAACAUCGCGAAAGUUCAAAAAAGUUUGCGCUCUCACUGCGCCGAUCCGCUCCUAGUUUGCCACCCCGCCUCCCCUGCCAGAGGAUGGCUUCCUCCAAGGAAAACUACCGCGUCGAGCUCCGAGCCGCCGCCCGCCAGCUCGGCGACCGCUGCCUCUACUCCGCCGCGAAAUGGGCCGCCGAGCUGCUCGUCGGCAUCGAGCCGGACGCGGCGCCAUCCCAGUCGGCCGCAAUGGACACUCCGUCCUCGUCGAGCGCCGCCGCGGGCGGGCGGCUGCUGCACCUCCACCGCAGUGGAGGGUCCAGCUUCCGCCGGCGCUCCCGACUGGGCGGCGCCGGCGCCGAAGUUGGGACGCCACUCGGCGGCGUGUCCUACGUGAGCACACCCAUCCCGGACGACGACCCGUUCGACGCAGGGGCCGACAAGUACCUGCUUGCGAAGGCCUACUUCGACUGCCGCGAGUACCGGCGUGCCGCGCACGUGCUGCGCGACCAGGUCGGGCGCAAGGCUGUGUUCCUGCGAUCCUACGCGUUGUACAUGGCUGGAGAGAAGCGAAAAGAGGAAGAGACAAUAGAGCUUGAAGGAUCUCUGGGGAAGAGCAAUGUUGUUAAUCAGGAACUAGUUGCAUUGGAGAGGGAACUCUCGACACAUCGGAGAACUGGUUCCAUUGAUUCGUUUGGCUUGUACUUGUAUGGCAUUGUUCUACGUGAUAAAGGCUGUGAAGGUCUAGCAAGAACAGUUCUGGUAGAAUCUGUCAACAGCUACCCAUGGAAUUGGUGUGCUUGGUUAGAGAUACAAUCUCUGUGCACUAGCAGUGACAUUUUGAACAACUUAAAUCUGAAGAAUCACUGGAUGAAAGAUUUCUUCAUUGCUAGUGCACAUCUGGAAUUAAAGAUGCAUGAAGAAGCCUUGAAAAGAUAUGAGCGCUUGCUGGGGAUCUUUCGUUGUAGUGACUACAUUCAGGCUCAAAUAGCAACCGUUCAGUACAGUAUGAGGGACUUGGAUGAAGCUGACAUGAUUUUUGAAGAACUCCUCAGAACUGAUCCUUUUCGUGUGGAUUCUAUGGACAUUUACUCAAAUUUACUGUAUGCAAAAGAAAGCUUGACUGCUCUGAGCUUCCUUGCUCACAGAGUAUUUUUGACUGAUAAAUAUCGUCCAGAAUCUUGCUGCAUAAUUGCAAAUUACUACAGUUUGAAGGGGCAGCAUGAGAAAUCUGUUUUGUACUUCCAAAGAGCACUGAAGCUUAACCGCAAGUACCUCUCAGCUUGGACUCUCAUGGGACAUGAGUUUGUUGAGCUAAAAAAUACACCUGCUGCAAUUGAUGCUUACAGGAGGGCUGUUGAUAUAAAUCCUAGAGAUUACCGUGCUUGGUAUGGUCUUGGCCAGAUCUAUGAGAUGAUGGGAAUGCCAUUUUAUGCACUAUAUUACUUCCGGAAAUCAUCACUCCUGCAACCUAAUGAUUCCCGGCUUUGGAUUGCCAUGGCUCAGUGCUAUGAAAGCGAUCCGCUUCAAAUGAUUGAAGAAGCCAUCAAGUGCUAUGAGAGGGCUGCAAAUAGUGAUGACACUGAAGGAAUAGCACUUCACCAACUAGCAAAGUUACACAGUAUGCUUGGGCAAUCUGAGGAGGCUGCAUUUUACUACAAGAAAGAUUUAGAGAGAAUGGAAGUUGAGGAAAUGCAGGGCCAGAAUUUUGUUGAGGCCUUGCUAUUCCUUGCUAAGCAUUGCAAGACCAUAGGCAGGUUUGAUGAAGCGGAGCACUAUUGCACAAGACUCUUGGAUUACACUGGUCCUGAAAAGGAGACUGCAAAAAGUAUAUUACAAGGGCUAAAACAAGCACAGUCAGGAUUUCCAUCGAUGGAUAUCGAUCAUUUUGCAUUGUAAAUUUGACUUGUAGACAAGUUAUUUGUUUGGGGAACUUGGACAAUGAGUGUAAAUGUGCAAGAGAGAAGUGUCACUUGCUUCUGUUUAUCUUUUCUCGCAUGCUUCGAGGGAAGAUACAUUUGGCUUCGAAGAAA